GUGCUGAAGAGCCCGCUCCGUAAGGCAACAGCAUCCACUUCCUUCAGCUGCAGCCCGUGUACCCCCAAGCUUUCCCCCUCCCCUCCCAAGGCCCCACUGAAGUUCCCCGCCGGGCCGACUCCGGCUCCGGCUCAGCACAGCACCAUGCCCCGCUCCUUCUUGGUGAAGAAGAUCAAAGCAGAUGCCUUCCAGUGUAGCAGCGUCCCAGCUCCCAGCUACCACCCCCUGGGAUCCGCAUAUGUGCUGCCGGGCUCCAGGGGGGCAGCCGGCCCUGCCGGGGACAGCGGCUAUGCUCCACACUGCCUUCCGCCCCCCAGCUAUGACAGCGAAAAGAAACCGGGGCUGGAACUGGCGCCGUCGGAAGCUGCGUAUCCACCAGCUACUGAGGAGUACAGCGACCCCGAGAGCCCGCAGUCGAGCCUGUCGGCGCGCUACUUUCGAGGAGAGGCAGCGGUGACGGACAGCUACUCCAUGGAUGCCUUUUUCAUCUCCGACGGGCGCUCCCGGAGGCGCGGAGCUGGGGAUGCCCGGGGGGCAGGGGGCGGGAACGGUCCUGGGGGAACUGGGGGUGGAAGCGGGGGGCACCGACACUCGUGCGGUGAAUGCGGCAAGACGUACGCCACGUCGUCCAACCUAAGCCGGCACAAGCAGACGCACCGCAGCCUGGACAGCAAGCUUGCGCGCAAAUGUCCGACGUGCGGCAAGGCCUACGUAUCCAUGCCGGCUCUGGCCAUGCAUGUGCUCACGCACAAUUUGCGCCACAAAUGCGGUGUCUGCGGCAAGGCGUUCUCCCGACCCUGGCUGCUGCAGGGCCACAUGCGCUCGCACACGGGCGAGAAGCCCUUCGGCUGCUCGCACUGUGGCAAAGCGUUCGCCGACCGCUCUAACCUGAGAGCGCACAUGCAAACGCACUCGGCCUUCAAGCACUAUAAGUGCCGCCAGUGCGAGAAGACCUUCGCGCUUAAGUCCUACCUCAACAAGCACUGCGAAGCCGCCUGCUUCAAAGGCGCUGAGCAUGCUUGCACCGCCUCCACCGCUACUCUGGACAACUAAUUCAACCCCUCCCUCUCUGGCCAGGCCCUUCCCCAUCUCCUCUCCUAAUGCCCUUUCUCAGCCCAGUCCCAGGUCCGCUACCGUUCAGUUCAAACUCCGCCCUUUCUACAUCCCUAAUUCUAUCCUCUUCCCAUUAUAAACCCGGCCCAGCCACCUCACCCCAUCCCACUCUAGCUCAGCCUAAGUACCGCUCAUUAGCAUAAAUUACAUCCCUUUCCCCAUCCAAGGUCUGGCCCAUCUCUCCCUGCCCUACUUCUCCCUUUACAAUCCAGGGACUGCCUAGUCUAAGGAUUUCAUGUCUUUUCCCCCAGGCCCACUUACACCCAAACCGAACCUCUGAAGCUCAGUCCCCAUGAGCCCCAAGCCCUCUCCAGUAAUACACUCUUCCUUUCCUGGCUAGGACCCACUUUCCCCUCCCAGGCAUUCUCCCCUCAUCUGCCCCGACAUCCCUUUCCAUCUCCUCCUCCUUCUUCGUUACUAGUCCCCCUCUCCCACCUUCUUCUUACUGCCAUCCCCCACUUCCCCCAGGUGGCCUCAGGAGGUGAACCUCAGAGCAGAAUGGGCCCUUGGGGCACGGGGACUCAGAACUCUGCUGCUCCCUCCUGCUCCUCCCCCCCCCCCCCCCGCCACCAGCUCAGGGAAAGGGCAGGUUCCCUUCCCCAGUUGUGGGUCCUCUUUCCCACUCUCCUCUCUCCUGUUCUGUCUUCCUUCCUCUCUGAGCACUUUCCCACUCCCCAGA
Phascolarctos cinereus (koala) is the source of this 1792-nucleotide messenger RNA. RefSeq names its product scratch family transcriptional repressor 2 (gene SCRT2). Gene Ontology annotation, biological process: regulation of DNA-templated transcription. NCBI's taxonomy places the organism in Eukaryota, Metazoa, Chordata, Mammalia, Diprotodontia, Phascolarctidae. The record is from RefSeq and is a predicted model, not a curated record. Gene Ontology annotation, molecular function: DNA-binding transcription factor activity, RNA polymerase II-specific; RNA polymerase II cis-regulatory region sequence-specific DNA binding.